AUGUUGGACAACGGAGAGACCAAGUGUGAACACUCAAAAACAAAAUUUGAGUGUUUGACACCCAACGCCGAUGGUAUAGAAGACACGAUCAUCACCAAUGUCGUUUGCUCCUCUUGCAAUAAAACGCUAGCCACACAACAUACUUGCAUUUCUGCUACAGGGUACGACGUGAAAGAUCAGGAAUGGGCAGAUAAGAACAAACAUUUAUUUUACGAUCAUUUGGUUGUGACAACUUUGAUGACCAUGACCAUCUACCGUUCCAAACAAAGACGUUCUUCUCCUGAAGGUAUCGAAAGGAUUUUCAUCCAUAUGAACCCAAAAACCACCAUUGAUGAAUUAUUGCAAGAAAUAUCUCUGUCGUUUCAGUCGAUGAUUCCUGCUAACUCGGAUAUUCAUAUCAAAUAUGUAAAACACAAUGGAUUAGAAGAAUCGAUGAUCGACAAUACGAGCUUUCAGUCGUUUCUAACACAUCUUUACGAUCCCAACGUGGAAAAGGAAUACAAAAAACUCUACGUCAAAGUGGCCAAAACAAAAGACAGUUCUUCAAGGAGUUGUUUUCACAUGUGCCGACAAUCUCCAGAAGAAGAUGAUAUUGAGAUCCCAGAAGGAUAUAGCUGUACACAUGGUUCACAACGUCAGGCAUCGAGUUCAAACACCUCUCCCAAACAUUCACUAUCCCAAAAACUUCAUGGUUCUUGCUGUAGUACUUCAACCGGAUUACAAUGUUAUUCUCAGGAAGUCUUGAACACUCACGUCCAUACUUUGGACGGCAAUGAGGAUGAUAUGAACACCAUUAAACUGUUUGAAGACGAUCCCAUUCCAAACACUACAGAUGUGCAACAGUACCAUCUGGGAAUCAUGUACUACUAUGGAGAAGGUACGGCAGUAGAUUAUUCCAAAGCAUUUGAAUACUUCCAAACGGCUGCCCAUCAAGGAAAUAUUAAGGCUCAAUUAUAUCUCGGAGUCAUGUAUCAUAAUGGAGAAGGUACUGCUCAGGACUAUUCCAAAGCAAUGGAAUGGUACUUCAAAGCUGCUACACAAGGAGAUGAUUAUGCACAAUUGAAUCUAGGAGUCAUGUAUCAUAAUGGACAAGGUGUGAUUCAAAAUGAAGGCAAAGCCUUCAAGUGGUAUGAAAAAUCUGCCAAUCAAGGCAAUGCAAAGGCUCAGUAUAGCCUCGGAUUGAUGUACGAACACGGAGAAUAUGUUUCCAAAGACUGGUUAAAAGCCAUUGAAUAUUUCCUGAAAUCAGCAAAACAAGACAAUGCAGAGGCCUUGUUUCGCUUGGGUGGGAUUUAUUGUCAUGGACGCAAUUUUUCCAAAGCUUUUAAAUAUAUUCAACAAGCAGCUCGAUGUGGGCAUUCGGAGGCACAAUAUCUGCUUGGGGUGCUAUAUUCGGGGAGAUUUCAUGUCCCACAAGAUUAUUCUAAAGCUUCUGAGUGGUAUUUAAGGGCAGCUCAUCAAGGUCAUGCUGAAGCACAGUUUGAACUUGGAAAAAUGUAUGAACAAGGACUUGGGGUUCUUUCGAGUGAUUCCCAAGCUUUGGAAUGGUAUCGAAAAUCGGCGAACAAUGGAAACACCUCUGCACUGAAAAGCCUCGUAGAAAUAGUUACAAAUUCUAGUUGUCUUUUGACUCAACUGAACAACUCAAACUCACAUAAUCUCAUUUAA
Naegleria lovaniensis is the source of this 1668-nucleotide messenger RNA. RefSeq lists its product as uncharacterized. Bases 1 to 1668 code for a protein of 555 amino acids. Gene Ontology annotation, molecular function: protein binding. The record is from RefSeq and is a predicted model, not a curated record. NCBI's taxonomy places the organism in Eukaryota, Heterolobosea, Eutetramitea, Acrasida, Naegleriidae. The transcript has 3 exons.